UUAACAUUUUUCCGUAGGUAUUUGUGAGCAGUAGUGGAAAAUACAGUGACCUGGGUCAUCCAUUUGGUUACCUGAAGGCGAGCACAACAUUAACCUGUGUGAAUCUCUUUGUUAUGCCUUAUAACUACCCAGUGCUGCUACCACAACUUGAUGAUUUGUUCAAAGUGCACAAACUGAAGCCAAAUAUGAAAUGGCGCCAAACUUUUGAGAAUUACUUGAAGACCAUGCCUCCGUAUUAUCUGUUGCCAUUGAAAAAAGCUCUGCGGAUGAUGGGAGCUCCCAAUUUAAUCAAUGACAAUAGCAUCGAUUGUGGGCUCAGUUACAGUGUCAUUUCUUACCUCAAGAAACUCAGCCAACAGGCCAAAAUAGAGUCAGAUCGUAUAAUUGCAUCUGUUGGGAAAAAGAGCCCACAAGAGUUGGGAAUCAAAGUUAAAAACCAGUCUAGUGUUCUGUCUCUGGCUCAUCGUAGAGACUUCAAGCAGCUCCUGCAAGGAAUUUCUGGGGAAGUGCCCCUCAGGCCCAUGGAACUAAAUAUGAAGGAGUUUGCUUGCUUUCAGAUUGCAAUCCUAAACAAGGAUGUUAAGCCUCAGACUUAUAGGAAUGCCUAUGAUAUUCCUCGCCGGAGCUUGUUAGACCAAUUAACAAGAAUGAGAUCAAAUCUGCUGAAAACAACACAGAAACUGAUCCGUGGGCAGGAUGAAGAUUAUCUGCACAGUAUUCCUGUGGCACAGAUGGGUAAUUAUCAAGAAUACCUGAAACUUAUGCCAUCGCCUCUUCGUGAGAUUGAUCCAGACCAACCCAAACGGCUCCAUACGUUCGGCAAUCCAUUCAAGCAGGACAAGAAAGGAAUGAUGAUAGAUGAGGCGGAUGAGUUUGUGGCAGGACCACAGAACAAGGUGAAACGGCCUGGCGAAUGCAAUACACCUGGAUCACUGAAGAGAAGGCGUAGUAUGUCACCAUUACUACGGCGACCUCAGACUCCACCUAUCAUCAAUCACACUGGAGGAAAGGGGCCUCCUUCAUCUCCAAGUCCAGGAGCUCAAUCCCAGCCCAAUAUUGUAAAGCAUGUCACAGUCCAUAAAGAUAUGAAUAGCAUUCCAUUGGUCGAUGUGAGUGGAGAGAAGAGGAUGGAUGACUGGCAACCAUCAGAGAGAUUAGCUGAAGAUGUCCCAGUAACGUCUCCAACAGAGGGACCUGCGUCAACAUCCUCUCCUGCAAUGGAAAACCUGUUGCCCAGUGACUUUCAGGCUGUCUCUGAGCUCAAUCAUGUGGCUGAGGAUGUACUUGAUCAUAAGCUUGGGACAGAUACAGUUAUGAGAGACUCGGUGGAGAGCCCAUCUGAGACUGAUGAUGAAACAGAUGUGGCAGUAGAAAACAAUCCAGGCUUAUCCUUUGCUGUGUCUGACAGAUUGCAAGUUCACCCAGUGGUGGAGGGUAACAAUGCUGAACUCAGGAUUAGAGUCAUGAAGGAGAUUCGCAAACCUGGUCGAAAUUAUGACAGGCUCUUCAGGUUACUGGAGGAUAUACAAGGACCUUUAGAAAUUCAGAGGAAUUUUAUUCAGAAUACUAUCAAAGAAGCUGCCAGGUUUAAAAGACGAGUGUUAAUCCAGCAACUAGAAAGAGUACUGGAAGAUGUUGUUUCCAGGUCUUUGUCAACACAGAUCAACCAUGUCAACAGCAGAUAGUCCAACUGGAGCACUAUGGACCAAUGAUGUACUUCCCUGUCGAUCUGUGUACUGUGCAUGAACACUGUUAACUUGCUCGCUUUACCCAUCCUGUCACUCCAGCGGCAUUAGCUUCUCUUGGGAAAAGCAUCGUAGAGCAACACCACUAUAACAAGGCCUGUGAACAGAGGCCCUGUUGGAUUGUUGAAGUGUUUACCAAAUUGUGGUGACUAUUGCUUUAGGGAAAAAGACAUGGUGAGCUUUAGAGGUGGGGGAAAAAUCAACCAAUGUCCACAAUCCUCCUCUUUUUAAGCUGAUCUUCAGCUUGUUCUUGUGGAAGCUUUUGUCUAGGGACUUCUGCAUUCAUAGUUCAUAAAUUGUGCCAUUUUCAUUUUGGCACAUUAACCACACACUGGGGGAGAAAAUGUGAGUAUUUUAUUUAACAGGCUAAAAGUUAAAUAUGGGGAGGAAACCAUCUACCUCAGACUCACUUUAUUGUUUUGUCUGCAGACUUGUUGAAGGUUCACUUGUGGCUAAUUCCUCCCAAGUUGUAUUUCAGCCUGUAAGGAGGAUACUGUCUUACUGAGUGCACUUUCCACAAUGUGCUUAGGAAGCACUGAAGUGGAUAUGGAACAUAAUGACCUUUUUAUUGUUCAUACAAGAGGAAUUAUUUUUGAACUACGUUGUUACAAUAAAACACCAAAUUGUCAUAUUUUAACGUGUGAGGUAACUUUUGUAACUUCUAUCUAUUAAAAAUAAAUACAGUUUAUCAUGAACUUUUUUAUUUACACGUGAAAAUGUAUCUAAUGCAUUUUUGAUGGCACUUUAUACCAUUGUAAAACUUUCCUUUUAAUCCUGUUGAUAACAAGCAGUUGUUUAGAAAUGGCUUUCUGUUAUUGUAGUGUAAUUUGAUACUUUUUAAAACUUGUUUGGGGCAAAAAAAACUUUUAAAGUUAAAUAGCAAAGUUCUGAAUGAAUGCUACAAGUUCAGAAAGUCUGAUGGCUCGUGUAAGUCUGUAAGAUUUAUAAAUACUUAAACUCUUUUAAAACGUGUUGUAGCACACUUUACUGAAUGCAUGACCUUGUAUGUUGAGAACUUUUUCUGCUGGCUAUGUAUCGUCUGAUAUAGCUGUGGCUUUUAAAAAGAAUAAGUUCCUGGAUAUCUUUGCUAGUUAAAACAUUUUAGAUCAAAA
Messenger RNA from Chiloscyllium plagiosum (whitespotted bambooshark), 2857 nucleotides. Lineage: Eukaryota; Metazoa; Chordata; Chondrichthyes; Orectolobiformes; Hemiscylliidae. The record is from RefSeq and is a predicted model, not a curated record.